GGUGUGUCCAAACCUUUGACUGGUACUGUAUCUUGAUUUGCUCCUGUGCAUUAAACAUCCCUGCAAAUUUUCCUUUAAAACAAAUCGAGAAGGUGACAUUUAUCUUCCCAGUGGUCACGAGCAGCAAUGAAUCAGCGUCUGAAUCAGCAGAUGUGAACACACUGUGUCUGCAUAGUGGAGUUUUAAACCAGAUAUGGGAGUGAGUUGCAAGGUGUGAUACCAUUUGUCACUCUGGAAAAAAAACAUCUGCUACAAAGACAUGGACCAUUCAUUCUUAUGAAUUUGGCAUUUUUAGUUUUUUGAUUGUAUUCAUAGAUCUUUGUGGGAACCUGAAAAAUGCCCCCCACAACAUCAAAAUAAAGUUUUUUUUUUAUCACAUUGUGGGGGACAUUUGGUCCCCACAAUGUAAUAAUAAACAUAAUACACACGCACACACAUACAGAGGACUGGACCUCCCUAUUUUGAUUCAUCUCUGCUAGUCAUUGAGAUUUGUCCCAAAAACAUUGAUCACACCUUGAUUUUAUAGAUUCCACAUUCACUAUUUUGCCCUUAUUUAUGUAAGAAAAGAUCUUCAGACUCAUUCAGCAGAACAUCCUAGCUAUUUGAAAGGGGAAAAAAACAAUACAAGUAGCAGGUGAUAUCUGUGUUUGCAUCUGAUUGGGCAAGAAGAUACACACCCCUUGAUGUAAUGAGAUGAUCUGGAGUAUCCGGCUCAACAUUCCUGCCAUACAGAUUGCGUCAGCCCGUGCAUUGCGUCUUUUUCUAUUAAGGGAUCCGUUUGACCCCGUUAAAAAUGCCGCCUGCUGUUGGAGGUCCUCCUGCCGUCACCCCACCCGAUGGAGGUUGGGGCUGGGCCGUGGUCUUCGGAGCCUUCAUCUCCAUCGGCUUUUCCUACGCCUUCCCCAAGGCCACCACUGUGUUCUUCAAAGAUAUCCAGAAAAUCUUUAAUGCCUCUUACAGUCAGGUAGCCUGGAUAUCUUCCAUAAUGCUUGCAGUGAUGUAUGCAGGAGGUCCCAUAAGCAGUAUAUUGGUAAACACAUAUGGCUGCCGACCAAUUAUGAUGAUGGGUGGAAUCCUUUGUGCAAUUGGAAUGAUUUCAGCAUCUUUCUGCAACGAAGUAGUAGAACUUUACAUUUGCAUUGGAGUUAUUGGAGGUUUGGGCCUAGCCUUCAACCUCCAGCCCGCUCUAACAAUGAUUGGCAAAUAUUUCUUCAAGAAGCGUCCGAUAGCCAAUGGGCUAGCUAUGGCAGGCAGUCCCGUGUUCCUAAGCACGUUGGCUCCUCUCAACCAGUAUCUUUUCAAUUCCUUUGGCUGGAGGGGGAGCUUCCUCAUUCUAGGUGGCCUUCUACUAAAUUGCUGUGUGGCUGGGUCCCUGAUGAGGCCGCUGGAGCCACCCCCUGGCAAAAUGGAGAAGGAUAGCUCAGCCACGGAUGCUUCUGUGCAGAAGAAAGAGAAACAGACCGCCUGGAAGACAGUCAACAAGUAUCUUGACCUCUCGCUUUUCAAACACAGGGGCUUCCUUAUCUACUUAUCAGGGAAUGUUAUUAUGUUCCUUGGUUUCUUUGCCCCGAUUGUGUUCCUUGCUGCCUAUGCUAAAGACAUGGGUGUUGAUGAGUACUCCGCAGCUUUCCUGCUGUCCAUUCUAGCCUUUGUGGACAUGUUUGCUCGGCCAUCCAUGGGACUGCUGGCAAACACCAAAUGGAUUCGACCAAAGAUUCAGUAUUUUUUCAGCUUUGCCGUUCUGUAUAAUGGAGUUUGCCAUAUACUUUGCCCAUUUGCGAAUGGCUACAGUGGUCUAGUUGUAUACGCAGUGUUCUUUGGUUUUGCUUUCGGGAUGGUCAGUUCAGUCCUCUUUGAAACACUGAUGGACCUCGUUGGGGCUCAGCGCUUCUCUAGCGCCGUUGGCCUGGUCACCAUUGUUGAGUGCUGCCCUGUCCUCAUAGGCCCACCACUGGCAGGCAAGCUGGUCGACAUCACCAAGAACUACAAAUACAUGUACUUCUGCUGUGGAGCCGUGGUGAUCCUUUCCAGUAUCUGGCUGUUCAUAGGGAAUGCCAUUAACUACAGGCUGCUGGACCGAGAGCGCAAACGGAAUGAGCAGACCCAGCAUGCCGAUGGAGGUAACCAGAGGGACGCGGAAGGUGACCCUGAGGUCAUGGAUAACCUCUGUGACGACGCUCAGAAGGAGGAGCAACCCAUGCAGCGGGAAACGAAUAUUUAAACACUUUCCAGUGUUUCGAGUGUCCUGAGGUGUUACUUCCCAAUGGCGGGUGCUGUUCCCAUAGUGCCCGCACGUAGGCUAAUAUAUAGAAAAAACACUGCCAAAGAAAUGGCAGGGUCUGUAAGAUUGAGAGACAUUUUAUUCAGUGAUGCUUUUAACUGCAUUUUAAAUGAAGCGAACGUACAUACCUUGUGGUCAAGAUAUUAGCGGCUUGAGUUCAGUGAUCCAGGUGGAAAGCCCUCUGCCCCUUUGCUUCCAGCGGCAAAUUUUAUUCUACGUAAAGUUCAUGUUGCUAAUUUCCUAAACCGUGUCUUCAUAUUAAUCGGACUGAAUGGUGAUUGGCUAAAGAAAAGCACGGAUUGCACCGGGCAGACAGCUGUGGUAGUGUUGUUGUAGCUUGUUUUUGUGGAUAUACGCAAACUAUUGAAGUAACACAUUUGGAAUUCAUAAGCAAUAUUAUAUCUUGAAUUGUUAGCGAUGUUUGUUUACUCAUUUAUUAGAUCCUUGACAAAGGCAGCAUGUUUAGAUGUCUAACACCCUUAAUCCCUUAUAUAUGCCUUAAGUUAGAAGAUAUGACCAUUUUUAAUAUGACUUAAAUGACAUAAAUUUGUAUGCAAUUAUUAUACCCUGAAAAUAAUAGUGAAUCGUAUAAUGUGAACAUUUAAUUAGCUGGAGGCCCAAUUUAGACAAACCUUUUUUCUUUUCUUUUGCUACUUUUGAAAACUUCUCAGGUUCCUGCCUGUUGUUCGUAAUGCCACAACGUAAUGUGAAUACAUUUUUAUUCACAUUAACAUUUUUAAACAUUUUUCAUUAUUAGUUGACACUAACAGCAUUUUAAGGUUAUUUAAAGUCUUUAUUAAACAAAUCUUAUUUAUAAUUUCCCCUAGCUUCUAGCAAUAAUAUAUUUUAUGAGUGCAAAUGCUUCAGGUCUGUGUCAUCUCAAGGAUGACAGUGGUGGUGUCUAACCAAGACUGAAUUUAGGCUAAAUUAGAACUUCCCAGAAACAUAUUCAACACAUUUAUAAAGGAUGUGUGAUGUUCUGAUGACUGAUAUUACUGCCAUUAAAGGCAGUUAUUGUCCUUGCAGGGAAAAUUACUGAUCCAUUUGUAAGCUCAACACAUAAUUAUCAUCUGAACAGUAGGACCAAUUUCUAAACUUGUGUUGAGAACAUGUCCAAAUUAUAAAAAGGAAAAACUUGAGUGAUGUUUCUAAAAUCUUUACGCUUUUAAUACCAUCUAGUUACAGAAAGUAUUUUGGUAGUACAACAACCUGGGUAAAUGGUAAAUAAAUGUAAAAAUAUGAAAGAAAUCAUGAAAGGUGAUAUUAGUACUUCACACGUGAGGAUGAGUGCAGGUAACUUUUUGAGUGUGAGCCGCAGAUACAAACCUGACCACGAUAUAAUUUCAGAAGUGAUGGAAAUGCAACAGGAAACAUGGCCUGGGAAUUUCACUACGAUUCAUAAUUUAUUGCAGUUUGCCUGUGAUAUAUUACCAAGGCAUCACCUUCUCAGCCGAAUCUCUUUACUUGAAUCUUAAAAAGAAUGUGUUUAAGAAGCUCUCACACCUGCCGACCAUGUGUUUGAAACCAAAUGGAUGCAGCACAGUUGCUCCAGGAAAAGUACUCUCUUAUCUUCUUCUAGGAGCGACAGUAUUUAACAUUUCUUCGGAAUAUUAAGAAUGGUCACAUGCUGUAUGUCAGCAGUUAUCCAAGAUGAACUGAGGAUUUGUUUUAUUCAAAAUAUUCAAGCAAAACAUUGUCUGACAUUUCUCUGUGCCAUGAUUGUUCUCUGUAAUGCUGUGUCACCUGUUACGUUGUCAGCACCUAUAAUUCUAAACUAACCCAAAUGUGAUGUUAGUAAUGCUAAAUUUUUAUUUAUUUUUUUAUAUUUUGUUACUUCAGAUGUAUGUUUCGUAUGGCAUAUAUAUUCACUUUAUUGUAAAUAUGCUUUUAAUUUAAGAGCCACAUGAUAUUGUAAUCUUAUAAACCAUCAUCCUAAUUUUUUGAUUAAAUUUCUGAAAUUACAGAAAUGAAGGUUAUUUAUACAGGUAAUUGAAUCCCAUUAGCCUUAUUAUAUAUAACAUAUUUGCCGCGAAACAAAGUUUUUAAUCAUUUAGGCAUAUUAACAACAACAAAGUGAAAUAUAUAAAUGUAAAUACUGUAAGAUAGAGAGGAAUGGAUGUCCCAGGUUUAAUGAGACUUGUUUUGUUUGGGUCUACAGACACCAAGGUGCAGGGAUGGGUGAUGGAGGGGGGACAUAAUUUGGCAUUUUUGAGGUUUGGUUACAAAUAGAAAAGCUGUUUUACAUUCUGCAAAAGGAGUCUAGUAGAUGGGCAUUGGGACUACAGAGGUCACAUCAAUAAAGGUAUUUUUAUUUUAUUUUAUUUUGUAUGUGGUUAGGUGACUGAAUUGCUCAUCACCUAACAAUCCUGGGGCAUCCAUGCUCCUCAAUUAUAUUAUACAUAUCGCAUAAACUAUACCAUACAGGAUGGCUCAAAAGUAGAGUAGCAGUUAAACAGUUGUUUCAUGAAUAUCUUUAUUAAAGAGUUAAACCAUGCACACAAUAAAAUUGAAAUAAAAAAUUUCUACUAUAACAGUGUUUUAUAAAUUUUAAAAGUAGGAAAUUAAAUGUUAAACAUAAGCGUGAGAUCGUGAACAUUACAAUCUUGAUACAAAUGUUGUGCACUUACAGUGAUAUUACUGUAAACUUACUUUUGAGCUACCCUACGUUAUAAUACAUCUUUUAAUUGUAAACAGGGUCAAAAAUGUUAACCUCGUGUUUUUGCGAUGGGCUUGAAAUUAAAAUUGAACGCUCAGUUUAACUGGGGUAAAAUAUUCCACGUAAUAAAAACAACUCCUUUCUUUUAGGUAGUAUUAAUAGCACUAUGUGGCAAGUAAUCAUUCGAUUCAGAUGUAUAUUUCUCCACACUUUGGGAAAGUGUGGUAGUUUUACAGGUUUAACGUUCAGUAAACUGCCUGUUUUAUGUUUUUCUUGAAAUGACAGGUAAAAGUAUGCAUUGAAAAAUACACUAUUAAGUAAGAAUAGACUUGUAGCUAACUUCCAACACCAAUCCACUAUGUCAUCUUAUAAUUAUGUUUCAAUGAAUGCAUGAAUAUGUUAAAAAAAAAAAAGUUAAUUUGGUAUCCUUAAAAUAGUGCCUUAUGAAUAUUUGAAUUUAAAUGGCUACAUAUAUUUUUCACAGGUACCUGCUUGUGAGAGACACCAAAUUGUAACAUCAUUUUUUUUUGUAUUUAAAUGUUUUUGUGCUUUUGAUGUUUACAAUAUCUGUAGCCAUAAUUUUAUCACAUGUAUGUUUUGAGUGAAUGUUUCAGCAUUAAUUAGGGUCACAUGGUGUGUAAAUUAGGUAUAAAGUUUAAUUGAUAGCUAAAAAACCAUGUUGACGAUGGAUGUUAAUUUGCUUUUUUGGUGAGCAAUUAUAAUGUUGUAGUUGUUAAUUCACUACUCAAAAAACGUAUUGACUGAGUUUUAACUUGGUAUAAAAAGUAUUAACUGAUUGCUCUAAACUAUUACAUGUUAUGCAGAAUUUUUACUACCUCUUUAAACUUCUCUGGUUUUGCUGGAGAGAAACUCCAGAAGCUUUGCUAGCAACAUUUAAGCAAUGGACGUGUCUAACUGAAGCAGUUUCAGUGCUACAUUAAGGAAAUUAAGUCGAAUGCACAUGUGAAGAUCAGCCAUUUCCAGUAUUUUUGUGAAAAUGUUUCUCAUGUUUUGUUUUGAAAUUUAUUUCACCUGUUUUUCUGAACCAAUACUAGGUGUAAAAAGCUAUUUUUUGCACAUGACAACCAAUAAUUAUUUGUAUUACAACAAAUCUUCCUUGAUUGUUUGAAUUACUGUAAUGGCGUAGCUGCAUUUACGUCCAUCAUUAUUUGAACGUUUUAAAUGGGUUUUGAUAAUUGUAAAUAAAUGUUUAGCAGGACUAUUUAAAAAGCUGCUAUACCACACUCUAUACAUCAAAGUUCGAGAAACAGCUUUCAGAGGGUCAGGAAGGGUAUUGACUUCCACAUCGUUCAUUUAAUUAGCUCUUCUGCUAUACUAAUCUAGGUCCCUCUGAGACUGAAUGGAGGAAUUCUAGAAAUAGUUACUGACCCCAGAAUGAUCCUCAUCCAUGAUUCUUUCGUCAAAUGUUAUCUCUCUUAUUCAAAGCCACAGAGAACUGAUUAAUAUGCAAGAUCAUCUUCAGGGUUGGACAACAGUUAGUCUCAUCUCUUUUAGAAAAUGCUCGUAAGAAAGAUUACCUUCUAUUUUUGAUAAGACAUAAAGUUUAGGUCACGCGAGCCUUUAGACAUGUCGAAGUUGCUGAAGUUCUAGGCAAAAGCAGUUCUAUGUAAAAAAAUUCUUUUGCCAUUAAUACAUGGGGCAUUCUGACGGAUAGCUGGAACAUUCCAGAUGUUCAAUAAACCACAGCAGAAUUAA
Molecule: messenger RNA, 6653 nt
Organism: Brienomyrus brachyistius
Lineage: Eukaryota; Metazoa; Chordata; Actinopteri; Osteoglossiformes; Mormyridae
Product: monocarboxylate transporter 2-like
Exons: 5
Coding region: 794-2221 (475 amino acids)
Biological process (GO): monocarboxylic acid transport; transmembrane transport
Cellular component (GO): membrane
Molecular function (GO): monocarboxylic acid transmembrane transporter activity
Source: RefSeq, a predicted model, not a curated record